Messenger RNA from Drosophila serrata, 2454 nucleotides. RefSeq lists its product as uncharacterized. The record is from RefSeq and is a predicted model, not a curated record. Lineage: Eukaryota; Metazoa; Arthropoda; Insecta; Diptera; Drosophilidae.
AUGAUCAUUCUCAACCUCUUCCAAAGCACUGUCCCUUCGAGGGACCUCACUGCUAGUUUCGUUACUGUAAGCCCUAUUGUGACACCCGGCACUCCGACUGACAACUCAGAGAGGGACAACCCAGAGAGGGUGCCCCAGACUCCUCCAUCGCUUCCAGCACCGCCGACACCUAUUAGUGCUUGGAAGUUGUCGUCUGACAAUAACGAUCCUCCGCAAGGCACUUUUAGGGCAGAUAACAAGGCAUUCCCAGACCUGGGCAAGCAGGUGAAGAAAGUCAAAACUGUGGCCAUUCCGGAAACCAACAAUCCCACAAGGUCUUGUGAUUCAUCCAAGGCUCGACGCGAUUGCCCAGUUCUGGGAAACUUUUUACCGGAAACACUGCUGCCAGAAGAGGCAGAGGGCAAAGAUCAAUCUCGGGCCAGCAGGCUGAGUUCCUUCCGUUCGACUAUUGACAAUUGUCAUGGCACCAAACAGUCUUCAUGUUCUCCUUCAAGGAUAACGAUCUUGCAGAGAGCGCCAUCUCAGGAGUGCAGAAGUCAGCAAAAAAUGUCAAUGCAGCCAGAGAUUACCAAUCAGAAACCAGCUUUGACAGCCUCGGUAGCUGCUGUUACAGUCCCAGCGCUAAAAAGCGGACCAAUUCAGCAGAAGGAGCAGCAUAUGAAAACCAAAAAUAGUCCUGCAAGUUUCUCAGAGAAGUUGAAAAGUCCUGGCUGCUCUUCUGAGCCAAAAAUGCAGAUGCAGUCGGAGAGUAGUCGUCGUGAGCCAGCUUCGACAGCUGUGCCUGCUGCUUCUGCAGUGCCACCGAUGGAAUGGCGACCAGCCCAGCAGAAGAAGAAGGAUAAACAACCACAAAAAAGUCCUGUAAGUUUCUCUGAGCCAAAGUCGAAAAGUCCUGGCUGUUCUUCCAAGGGAAAAAUGCAGACGCAGUCAGAAAGUAUUCCUCAUGACCCAGCUUCAACAGCUGUGCUAGCUGCUCCUGCACUGCCACCGAUGGAAUGGCGACCAGCUCAGCAGAAGAAGCAGGAUAAACAACCACAAAAAGGUCCUGUAAGUUCCUCUGAGCCAAAGUCCAAAAGUCCUGGCUGUUCUUCCAAGGGAAAAAUGCAGCUGCAGUCAGAGAGAAGUCCUCGUGAACCAGCUUCGACAGCUGUGCUAUCUGCUCCUGCAGUGCCAUCGAUGGAGUGGCGACCAUCCCAGCAGAAUGAGCAGGAUAACCAACAUAAAAGUCCUGUAAUUUCUUCAGAGCCAAAGUCGAAAAGUACUGACUGUUCUUCUAAGGGAAAAAUGCAGGUGCAGCCAGAGAGUAGUCCUCGUGACCCAGCUUCGACAGCUGUGCUAGCUGCUCCUGCAGUGCUAGCUGCUCCUGCAGUGUCAUCUAUACAAUGGCGACCAUCCCAGCAGAAGGAGCAGCAUAACCAAAAAGAUAAAAGUCCUGUAAAUUCAGAGAAGAAAUCGAAAAGUCCUGACUGUUCUUCUAAGGAAAAAAUGCAGGUGCAGCCAGAGAGUAGUCCUCGUGACCCAGCUUCGACAGCUGUGCUAGCUGCUCCUGCAGUGCUAGCUGCUCCUGCAGUGUCAUCGGUACAAUGGCGACCAUCCCAGCAGAAGGAGCAGCAUAACCAAAAAGAUAAAAGUCCUGUAAAUUCAGAGAAGAAAUCGAAAAGUCCUGACUGUUCUUCUAAGGGAAAAAUGCAGGUGCAGCCAGAGAGUAGUCCUCGUGAACCAGCUUCGACAGCUGUGCUAGCUGCUCCUGCAGUGCUAGCUGCUCCUGCAGUGUUAGCUGCUCCUGCAGUGUCAUCGAUACAAUGGCGACCAUCCCAGCAGAAGGAGCAGCAUAAACAAAAAGAAAACAGUCCUGUAAAUUCUUCAGAGAAAAAAUCGAAAAGUCCUCGCUGUUCUUCUAAGCAGAAAAAGCAGAUGCAGUCAGUGAAUAGUCCUCGUGAACCAGCUUCAACAGCUGUGCUAGCUGCUCCUGCAGUGCCAUCGAUGGAAUGCCCACCAGACCAGCAGAAGAAGCAGGAUAAACAACCUCAAAAAAGUCCUGCAAGUUCCUCAGGGCCAAAGCCGAAAAGCCCUGGCUGUUCUUCUAAGGGAAAAAUGCAGAUGCAGUCAGUGAGUAGUCCUCGUGAACCAGCUUCGACAGCUUUACUGGGUGGUCCUGCAGUGCAAUCGAUGGAAUGGGGACCAUCCCAGCAGAAGAAGCAGUAUAAACAAACACAAAAAAGUCCCAAAAGUUCCCCAGUGAGGAUGCAGUCAGAGUUAAGUGCUUGUAAACCAGCUCCUACAGCUGCGGUAGCUGCUCCUGCAGUGCUAUCGAUGGAAUGGCGACAAUCCCAGCAAAAAGAUGAGUACAGGCAGACACCGAAAUGUCCUGUAACUUCAUCAGAGACCAAAUCGAAAAGUCCUGGAUGUUCCCUGAGCAAAAUGUGCAGAUGCAAUGGCGAAAAAGUCCUGUGA